Messenger RNA from Colossoma macropomum (tambaqui), 1982 nucleotides. RefSeq names its product WD repeat domain 12 (gene wdr12). Gene Ontology annotation, biological process: maturation of LSU-rRNA from tricistronic rRNA transcript (SSU-rRNA, 5.8S rRNA, LSU-rRNA); ribosome biogenesis; maturation of 5.8S rRNA from tricistronic rRNA transcript (SSU-rRNA, 5.8S rRNA, LSU-rRNA). Gene Ontology annotation, molecular function: protein binding. The transcript has 13 exons. Bases 128 to 1396 code for a protein of 422 amino acids. Lineage: Eukaryota; Metazoa; Chordata; Actinopteri; Characiformes; Serrasalmidae. Gene Ontology annotation, cellular component: PeBoW complex; preribosome, large subunit precursor. The record is from RefSeq and is a predicted model, not a curated record.
GGUACUGCCUGUGUGUUAGAGCACAUGGUGUCUGAACUGCAGUGCCGACUCCACAUCGCUGACUGCGCAGGAAUAUUUAGAUAUUUAAUGACUUUCUGUCUCUGAGCUACACAUUUUGAAGAGCAGAAUGUCGCAGCUUCAGGCGAGGUUCUUCACCGAAAACAAAAAAUACGCUAUAGAUGACGUUCCUUUCUCCAUCCCUGCUGCCUCUGAAGUGACAGACUUGAGCAAUGUCAUCAACAAGCUUCUGGAAGCCAAGAUCGCGGAUCACAAACAUGUGGAGUUUGACUUUCUGGUCCGAGGACAGUUCCUGCGCUCCUCUUUGGCCGGUCACAUGGAGACGGAAAACAUCUCAACAGAAGAAGUUGUGGAGAUUGAGUAUGUGCAGAAGUUCACAGCUCCUCAGCCAGAGGAAUGCAUAAUGCACGACGACUGGAUCAGCUCAGUGGAGGCAGACUCAGAAUGGAUCCUCACAGGGUCAUAUGAUAAGACAGCACGGAUCUGGUCACUGGAAGGGAAGGCGGUGAUGACUGUGGCUGGACACACAGAUGUUGUAAAGGAUGUUGCCUGGGUGAAGAGAGAUGGUCUGAGCUCACUGCUGCUGACCGCUUCGCUUGACCAGACUGUGCUUCUGUGGGAGUGGAACUCAGAGCAGAACAAAGUGAAGGCCCGUCACUGCUGCCGUGGGCACGCAGGGAGUGUAGACGCCAUCGCUGUCGACCCCACACACACUAAGUUUUGCAGUGGCUCUUGGGAUAAAAUGCUGAAGAUCUGGUCAGCAGUGCCCACAGAGGAGGAGGAUGAAGUGGAGGAACCCAACAGGCCGCGGAAAAAGCAGAAGACUGAACAGCUGGGACUGACACGCACUCCUCUGAUGACUCUGUCUGGCCAUAACGAGGCUGUGUCCACUGUGCUCUGGACGGAUGCGGAGGAGCUGUGCAGUGCAUCAUGGGACCACACCAUUCGGCUGUGGGAUGCUGAGACAGGGGGGCAGAAGAGCAUGCUGACUGGCAGUAAGGUGUUUAACUGUAUCUCCUACUCACCACUAUGUCGCCGUCUGGCUUCAGGAAGCACAGACAGACAUGUGCGCCUGUGGGACCCUCGCUCUAAAGACGGCUCUCUGGUUCUGCUGUCCAUGACGUCUCACACUGGCUGGGUGACGGCGGUCAGGUGGUCUCCCUGUCAUGAGCAUCAGUUGGUCUCAGGCUCAUUUGACAACAUGGUGAAGCUCUGGGACAUCAGAAGCUGUAAGGCUCCUCUUUAUGAUCUGGCGGCUCAUGAGGACAAAGUGCUGUGUGCUGAUUGGACAGACAGUGGGCUGAUUCUUAGUGGAGGGGCAGACAACAAGCUGUACACCUACAGAUACUCAGCCUGUGUGUCUGAUGCUGGGGCAUGAACUCACUCCCACAUUCCAAACACAGAACUGGACACAUCUGCCCACCCUGGACACCAGCUGUGUCGCUGAAGAGCCAAUCUCAACUUACUGUGGAAGUACAUGUAACACGGCCAAGACCUUGCAUCCACAAAUCAGGACUGAAUAAAGAGAAUUAUGAUCUAAUGGAUUAACACAGUUUACUUUUAUUAUUUUAUAUUUUUGAUAGUCACUGUGUGGUCCAUGUCUGGAGUUUUGUCCUUUGGCGUCCCUCUUUUACACCUUUGUACUGUUUUUGUAUUCAAAUGUAAUGUAAGAAAGACAUCAGCAGGUUAAUACAUGGUUAUGUUGUCUCCUAAUAAUGUCAUUCACUGGCCGUUAUGGUAAUUGUCCAUUGGAAAGCUCUAUAGUCACUGUUUAUACAUUUAAAAAAAAUAUAUACAUUUAAAUACAGAAAAUAUCUGUAUAGGAAAAAUAGUUUUCAGUGAUAUUUAACAUUUCUUCUAUACUUUCUCUUUGUGAAAAUGGUUAAAUCUUCAGUUUAACAAAACUGGAAUUUGACGUUUGUGCCUGAGCUCUACUCAAUAAAGGUGUUUUAUCUGAAGCCCUA